GUGGGUUUGAAAAGCGAACCGUGGCUCGGCCUCAUUUCCCGCUCUGGUUCAGGCGCAGGAGGAAGUGUUUUGCUGGAGGAUGAUGACAGAGGUCAGGCUUCGCUAAUGGGCCAGUGAGGAGCGGUGGAGGCGAGGCCGGGCGCCGGCACACACACAUUAACACACUUGAGCCAUCACCAAUCAGCAUAGGGAUCUGAGAAUUGCUCUCACACACCAAACCAGCAGCGUCCGUGGAGAAAACUCUCGCCAGCAACUCCUUUAAAACACCAUUUCAAACCGUUGUGGUCUUUAAGCAACUACUACAGCAAAAACAAAAACCAAACCAAAACCCUAACCAAACAAAACUCUUGACAGGAGCUUUCGCGAGAGAGGAUGCCUCAUAAAGGCUUCUCCCAACCUUCGCCCCCAGCUCUGCGGAAGCUGAGGUCUUCUCCUCCCGUCCUUCGGCUCCCAGCGCUCGGGGGAAGACUUUAACUAGGGGCGCGCAGAUGUGUGAGACCCUUUAUUGUAGGAGUGGACAGACAUCCCAAAUCUCAGAGCCCCACAGCCGAGCCCCGAGGGAUCCUGCGGCCCCCAGCCAGCGCCAGCAUGCAGAACAGUCACAGCGGAGUGAACCAGCUCGGUGGUGUCUUUGUCAACGGGCGGCCACUGCCGGACUCCACCCGGCAGAAGAUCGUAGAACUAGCUCACAGCGGGGCCCGGCCGUGCGACAUUUCCCGAAUUCUGCAGACCCAUGCAGAUGCAAAAGUCCAAGUGCUGGACAAUCAAAACGUGUCCAACGGAUGUGUGAGUAAAAUUCUGGGCAGGUAUUACGAGACUGGCUCCAUCAGACCCAGGGCAAUCGGUGGUAGUAAACCGAGAGUAGCGACUCCAGAAGUUGUAAGCAAAAUAGCCCAGUAUAAGCGGGAGUGCCCGUCCAUCUUUGCUUGGGAAAUCCGAGACAGAUUAUUGUCCGAGGGGGUCUGUACCAACGAUAACAUACCAAGUGUGUCAUCGAUAAACAGAGUUCUUCGCAACCUGGCUAGCGAAAAGCAACAGAUGGGCGCAGACGGCAUGUAUGAUAAACUAAGGAUGUUGAACGGGCAGACAGGAAGUUGGGGCACCCGCCCUGGUUGGUAUCCGGGAACAUCGGUGCCAGGGCAACCUACGCAAGAUGGCUGCCAGCAACAGGAAGGAGGGGGGGAGAAUACCAACUCCAUCAGUUCCAACGGAGAAGAUUCAGACGAGGCCCAAAUGCGACUUCAGCUGAAGCGGAAGCUGCAAAGAAAUAGAACAUCCUUUACCCAAGAGCAAAUUGAGGCCCUGGAGAAAGAGUUUGAGAGAACCCAUUAUCCAGAUGUUUUUGCCCGCGAAAGACUAGCGGCCAAAAUAGAUCUACCAGAAGCAAGAAUACAGGUAUGGUUUUCUAAUCGAAGGGCCAAAUGGAGAAGAGAAGAAAAACUGAGGAAUCAGAGAAGACAGGCCAGCAACACACCUAGUCAUAUUCCUAUCAGCAGUAGUUUCAGCACCAGUGUCUACCAGCCAAUCCCACAGCCUACCACACCAGUUUCCUCCUUCACCUCUGGCUCCAUGUUGGGCCGGACAGACACAGCCCUCACAAACACGUACAGCGCUCUGCCGCCCAUGCCUAGUUUUACCAUGGCAAAUAACCUGCCCAUGCAACCUCCAGUCCCCAGUCAGACCUCCUCGUACUCCUGCAUGCUGCCCACCAGCCCUUCGGUGAAUGGGCGGAGUUAUGACACCUACACCCCCCCACAUAUGCAGACACACAUGAAUAGUCAGCCAAUGGGCACCUCGGGCACCACCUCCACAGGUGGGUGUACUUGGGAUUCAAUAGGACUCAUUUCCCCUGGCGUGUCAGUUCCUGUUCAAGUUCCUGGAAGUGAACCUGAUAUGUCUCAAUAUUGGCCAAGAUUACAGUAAAAGUAUUUCAGAAAGGAUAUAUUGUUUCAAUUUGGUCAGUGACUCUGGACACACAGUUGGUCAUUCAGGAAGGAGAGAAAAAUGACUGUUAGAAGCACUUCAGUUCUGCAAUUGUGUCCUGUAUUGUACCACUGGGGGAUGGACUUGAAACAUGGACCUUUGCAUACAGAAGGCACGAAAUCAGUUGGAACAAAUCUUCAUUUUGGUAUCCAAACUUUUAUUCAUUUUGGUGUAUUAUUUGUAAAUGGGCAUUUGUAUGUUAUAAUGAAAAAAAAAAGAACAACGUAGACUGGAUGGAUGUUUGAACUGUGUUGGUCAUGAAGUUGUUAAAAAAUAAGAAAACCUUGAUCAACAAUUUGCCAUGAAUUUAAAGAGUUUUAUCACAAUAUAUCGAAUACUUCUACCCAUCUGUUCAUAGUUUAUGGACUGAUGUUCCAAGUUUGUAUCAUUCUUUUGCAUAUAAUUAAACCUGGAACAACAUGCACUAGAUUUUAUGUAAGAAAUAUCUGUUGGUUUUCCAAAGGUUGUUAACAGAUGAAGUUUAUGUGCAAAAAAAAAAGGUAAGAUAUAAAUUCAAGGAAGGAAAAAGUUGAUAGCCAAAAGGUAGAGUGUGUCUUCGAUAUAAUCCAAUUUGUUUUAUGUCAAAAUGUAAGUAUUUGUCUUCCCUAGAAAUCCUCAGAAUGAUUUCUAUAAUAAAGUUAAUUUCAUUUAUAUUUGACAAGAAUACUCUAUAGAUGUUUUAUACACAUUUUCAUGCAAUCAUACGUUUCUUUUUUUGGCCAGCAAAAGUUAAUUGUUCUUAGAUAUAGUUGUAUUACUGUUCACAGUCCAAUCAUUAUGUGCAUCUAGAAUUCAUUCCUAAUCAAUUAAAAGUGCUUGCAAGAGUUUUAAACUUAAGUGUUUUGAAGUUGUUCACAACUACAUAUCAGAAUUAACCAUUGUUGAUUGUAAAAACCAUGCCAAAGCCUUUGUAUUUCCUUUAUUAUACUAUUUUCUUUUUAACCUAAUAGUGUGGUGUUACAAAUUUUGUUACCAUAUUAGAAUAACAUUCUAAAUAAUGGUGGAUCACACAUACUCUAUUUGAAAUCCUGACAAUCCUAAAAGAAACAAUUCUUAUACAUAAACAGAAAGUAGAAGGCACUCAAAAAACAUUCCACUUAAAUCUGUGUGCAAAUUUGUGUCCACAAAAACCUAGCCCAUAUCUACAAAAGGGUAAUGUUUCUCAGUUAGCUAUUUAAUUCAAAAGCCCAAGGUCUAGAAAUAAUUUAAAAAUGCAACAAGCUAUUAACUAGGAAUUGUCUUUUGAAUUAAGGCUGGCAUUUUCAAUCUGGGCAGAUUACCAUUGUCAGCCUAUUUCAACAGUGAUUUCACUGAAGUAUAUUCAAAAGUAGAUUUCUUAGACAAGACUCUCUGAAAGCUGUUGCCUUUCUCAAAUAGGCCCCUCUCCCUUUUCUGUCUCCCUCCCCUUUGCACAAGAGGCAUCAUUUCCCAUUGAACCACUACAGCUGUUCCCAUUUGAAUCUCGCUUUCUGUGGGGUUGUGGAUGGUUGGAGGGUGGAGGGGGGAUGUUGCAUGUCAAGGAAUAAUGAGCACAGACACAUCAACAGACAACAACAAAGCGGACUGUGACUGGCCGGUGGGAGUUAAAGGCCUUCAGUCAUUGGCAGCUUAAGCCAAACAUUCCCAAAUCUAUGAAGCGGGGCUCAUUGUCGGUCAGUUGUUAUUUGUAGUGAAGCACAGAUCUGAUCAUGUUUAAAGUGGCGGCACGCAGGGCAGGAGUGCUUGAGCCCAAGCAAAGGAUGGGGAGAAAAAUAAGCCUUUGUUGGGUGAAAGAGGCCCGCCUGACACUUUUAUUUUUGUCUGUUCUGCCCAUCAUAUAAGUCAACAUAGACAAGUUUCCUUUGCCCAACUUCAGUCAAUGGCUGAGAGUUCUGACAGUUCAGAAUAAAUGCUUGCACGGCAUGUGACAAAGACACACUUCACUAAAUUGUUCUCUGCUCUUUCUUAUUAAUUUUUAACAUCUUCUAAGUCAGAUAAGCAAGAUUGUAUAAAUUGAGGCUUUAGGAAUAACUUAGUGCAAUGUCUAGUGAAGGAGUUACUGGUGAAGAGAGAAUUGAUUCAUCCCUCAGGCAUGUUAGAGAUGAAUAUUUUUAUUUCACCCAAUUGACUUUGGAGACACUUCCCUAGGAGUAUCAGUUUUUAUGUGAUACACAUCAUUUUGUUUCCUGUCGGCCUGCACUGCAUGCUUGCACACUUCUGCAGUGGCACACGCACAACGUGCACUGCAGUUGCUCACGUGCAGAUGUCAUUUCUUUCUGACAUUCUGCAGCCCACAUUCCCUGAGGGACACAUGCCCAGGGAACUGUCAGAGAAGGGCUGUAUGUGAGCAUGUGUUGUGGCUGCUGGCAGCCUCCUUGCCUGCAGGAAGCGUUCCUUUCCAAUUGGCUAUGGCUUGGGCCAGUGUUAGGCAGCCAGCAUGGAGAGCAUAGACUUAAAGGAACCAGGAGUUGUGCUCUGGGUGUGCAGGAAGUGGGAUAGGAGAAAGGGAGUGUGGCAGGAGCAUAAGGUCUGCAAGUAGCCACUUGGAGGCACAUGUGUGGGGUGAGGAUUGCCAGGCACUGGGGCACAGCUUGAUUUAUUCUGAAGGAGCUGCUCAGUGGCAGUAGCCUUCUGUCCAGUGGGAUGGACCUUGCCUUCUGCCCUCACCCUUGGGAGAUGCACCAUCCUGAAUGGAGCUCCAGGCACACUCCCGCUCAGUGCGGACGCAGGGCCUUGUAGGCACUGCUGGAAUAAUUGAUCUGUGUCUAUUUAUUUAUUGAUAGGUAUAUUUAUAUAUUUACCAACAUGAACUCUGCAGGGAAGCUUUAAUGCAGGGGAUGGUGACUGUCUAUUUGUAGCAUCCACAGAAGAAACACAAGACUGAUAGACUAUGACUUCUUUCCCAAUUGGGUUGACUUAGGGAGACUAGGUAAACAGACUCAGAGCUGAAUGUGUAAGAGACAUUGGCAUUACUCUGAGCAAUUUUUUUAAAAAAAAGAUGUUUUAAAAAUUACAAUGAGUUUCCAGAAUAUCCCAUCUUUCUCCAUCCCCAAAAGUUGUGUCCGAGGUUUACGUGCUUACGUGCAAGCAGUUUUUUACAUAACCAUUUCUUCUGACUUAAAAACAAUCUUGAUGAAGUUUCUUAUGAUUCACAUAUGCAAUAUUAUUCUUAGAAUCAGCUUUAUUCAGUGAUUCUUUGUCAUCUUAGGAUAGGGUCUGUAUUCAGCAUUCUCUUUUUCUUUGGGCCUAAUGUUAAAGGGGCUUUUCACCUUUUUAUGUUUUGCUUAUCAAAAGAUCAAACAGACUAUCUUCCCUUUUCUAUUUCUCACGAAUAAACCGUAUCGAUUUUUGCCUGAAUCCUGAAUGACUCAACUUUAAAGUUCAGAGUGUGAAUAUACUUAGGGUUAGUGUUGCUUAAACUUGAUGAUGUUGAUGGUGAUCACUUUUGGAAAGCACUAACAGGGUGGUUUAGAAAUGACACUUGUAAUAGGCUUCGACAGAUGAAUAGGGCCCCUCCACUCUCCUUUUGCAUGUCUAUAUGUGUGUCUGCUCCUUUAAAAAAAAUGAGAGACGGGGAAUGAUUGUAAAGGGUUGCUUUCUUUGGAAGACAUUUUAUUUUUUUCGAGCUUGAAUAUUGUCUAUCCUGGAGGUGGAUACUGGGAAAAAUGGAAGACAGAGAGGAAAUGGAGAGAUGGUCUUGGACUACUACACAGAAAUUCAGAAGGUCUAAGAACGUGAGCACCUGAGCAGACGGCAUCAGUCAAAAUAUUUACAUCUGUUGCAAAGAAAGGCAAUUCUAGCGUAAGAAAUGAAUGCCAUAUAGAUUGUGAAGUUUUAAAAAAGCUAGGAGGACAUUUCAAACACUAUGCUUGGCAUUAUUCUUAAGUAUUUACAUCUUUGAGACAAGAUGAUAAUUGAAAAAAUCUACUAAUAGAUUAUAUUUCAAAAUGUAUUGAAAUAGUAUCUACCUACAGUAGCAUUAUAUCGGAGACCAGUUUUAAUGUAGAACGUGAUUAGCAUCUGAAUGAUGUUUCCUAAAGAAAAACAUUUUUAGAUUUUGGGUUUUCAGAGGAAAACAAAAAUAUACACUCCCUCUUUACUACUAGUAGUUAAUUUUUCACAAAGCCUGUCCUAGAGAAGCAGAAUAGCAAGUAUUUGGAUCUGAUUAGGGAAAAGCCCAGGUACUUUUACUAUUCAAAAUUUACUUUCACUGAGUUUGAAGUUUCUUUCAUAUUUAAAAUAAAAAUUCAAAUAUGCACACUCUAAUUUUUAUAGUAUUUAUCUAUUUACAAAGCAUCUAUUAACUAAUACUGGUUUGUUAAUUUUAUAGAAAUGUUAGGGUAGUAAAUCAAUGACUUUUAAGUAUUUUUGACAAGCAAUUUACAUAUCUGAUGACCUCACAUUUCCUUUCCAGAGCUAAACGCUAUGCAAUUGUUCCGUGGUGUUUGUGUAAAAUGAAUCACAACACGGUAAGAAAAAGAUUAGGGUUGUUAAAAUAGCCUGGCUAAAAUAUUCAUUUGAAUUUGUUCAUAUUGUUCGUAAUAGUUUUCAAAGGACACAGCAAAGCUUUUGUGGAACAUCUGCAUAUUAUUUAUUAUCUAAGAGCUAAAUUGAUUUUUUGAAGUUGCUUUACAUUUUUAAAACACCUUUGCCUAAUAAAAAAGCCCUUUAAUUUUAACUGACAGAUCAAUUCUAAAACUUUAUUUUGAAAAGAAAAUGAGGACGAAUUUGUGUCUUUAGAAUUAAAAGAUGUGAAAAAAAAAUCAGACAUCCUAAAAAAAAAAUAGACGAAGAAACCUGAUUUUAAGUACUAAUGAAAUAGCAGGAGACAAAUAGUUGUCUUUUUGAUUUUGAUCACAAAAAAUAAACUGGUAGUGACAGAAUAUGAUGGAGAGAUUUGACAUCCUGGCAAAUCACUGUCAUUGAUUCAAUUAUUCUAAUUCUGAAUAAAAGCUGUAUACAGUA
Messenger RNA from Sorex araneus (European shrew), 6927 nucleotides. It is a transcript of the gene PAX6, whose product is annotated as paired box 6. NCBI's taxonomy places the organism in Eukaryota, Metazoa, Chordata, Mammalia, Eulipotyphla, Soricidae. Bases 589 to 1923 code for a protein of 444 amino acids. The record is from RefSeq and is a predicted model, not a curated record. The transcript is spliced from 16 exons. Gene Ontology annotation, molecular function: RNA polymerase II cis-regulatory region sequence-specific DNA binding; DNA-binding transcription factor activity, RNA polymerase II-specific. Gene Ontology annotation, biological process: anatomical structure development; regulation of transcription by RNA polymerase II.